AUGGCUUUCAAGGAACUUGUUGGUAAGAAAGCGACGACUUUAAGGAUGAAUUCAAUGGAUAUUAAGUCUUUUCUUUUUGACCAGCGCCAGAUUAUGGAUCAUGUAGGGACUAUGGUGAAACGACAAGAGACAAUUAGUGGUGAGUUGUGUGUUGAAGCUACGGAGACGGGGGAGUAUAGGCUCGCUGACUUGUUCUGGGCCGAUGGAAUUUCGAGAGAUGACUAUGGACGUUUUGGGGAGAUCAUCACAUUUGCCACAACGUACAAGAAGAAUGCCUACAACAAACCCCUUCUUCUUUUUGUCGGCGUGAAUCACCACUUCAGAACUGUUGUCUUUGCAGUGGCAUUGCUGUACGAUGAGAAGGAGGACACAUACAUUUGGUUGUUGGAAGAAUUCCUUCAAUGUAUGAACAACAAAUUGCCUCAGGUUGUUGUCACUGACGGAGAUAAAGCUAUGGCUAAAGCAAUAGAGAAAGUCAUGCCUAAUGCUGUCCAUCGUUUGUGUGCGUGGCACCUUCAGAAAAAUGUUACCAUUAAUGUACCUCACCCGAUUUUCAAGACAAGGUUUAAUGAGCUUCUAUAUCAAUAUUGUACAGAGGAAGAGUUUGACGAGAGUUGGAGUGGCUUGGUUACAGAAUUUCAGCUACAAGAUAGCCAAUGGGCAGCCAUAACAUACAAUAAUAGAAGGAGUUGGGCAGAAUGCUUCCUACGGGGUAAUUUCUUUGCGGGCCUCAGAACCACCCAAAGGUCGGAGUCGAUGAAUUUUUACCUGUCACACUUCUUGACAAGCAAACUUAAACUUAAAGACCUUGUUGGCCAAGUUGAUAAAGCCAUACAAAGCAUACGCCACACGGAACGAGAAGAUGACUUCAUCAGUAACAACACAUCGCCCCAGUUCCCUUCCAACAUACUACAGCAGUAUUACCAGCAAGUUGCUUCAGUUUUGACGAGAAACAUGUACGAUAAGGUCGCACAACAAAUCAACAACGCUCUUGCAUACUCAAUUGAUUCGACAAGUGUGGAAUUUGGGUGUAGGUUGCAUGCUAUUCCAGUCAGACGGAAUCCCUUGUCGACAUAUGUUUGCGGUAAUGAAGCAUUUAAACCUACCCUGCAUCCCGAAACCUCUGUUAAAGGAACGCUGGAGGAAGGACGCCAAAUUGAGAGGUGA
Molecule: messenger RNA, 1167 nt
Organism: Humulus lupulus (European hop)
Lineage: Eukaryota; Viridiplantae; Streptophyta; Magnoliopsida; Rosales; Cannabaceae
Product: protein FAR-RED IMPAIRED RESPONSE 1-like
Exons: 3
Coding region: 1-1167 (388 amino acids)
Biological process (GO): regulation of DNA-templated transcription
Source: RefSeq, a predicted model, not a curated record